AUGAAAGCCUGUGAAGGGGGUCACAGUGACGUAGUAUCGUUCCUUCUGGAGAAGGGGGCAGUUGUGAAUAAACAGAGCUCAAGUGGAUCUACAGCUCUUCAUUUCUCCUGUCAGAAUGGACACGUUGACGUUGUGGAAAUACUACUUGAACAUGAUGCACCCGUGGAUUCAGUGGAUGAAGACGGCGAUACACCACUGAUUCUUGCUGCUGUAAAUGGUCACACUGAUUGUGUAAAUCGGUUGCUUGAUAACGGAGCGAGUAUUGAGUUCACCAAUAACAACGAAUGGAACCCUCUUCAUAGUGCUGCUGGCGAAGGCCACGUGAGUGUAGUCGCCUUGCUUGUGAAGGAAGGGGCCAACAUUAACGCGCAAUGUCCACACGGGUCGUCUGCGUUACUCGUAGCGUCGGAAUAUGGUUUCCCAGAUACUGUGGCGUUUCUUCUUGAGCAUGGAGCGUCUAUUGAUGCGGUUGAUGGAGACGGUGACAACGCCCUACUGCUUGCAGCGAAAUCAGGGCUCGAUGAAGCGGUAAAGACUUUUGUCGAAAAGGGAUUAUCAGUGGAUUUUACCGAUAAUGAGGGCAAAAGCGCUCUACUGAAUGCUGCGAUGGAGGGGCAUGUUGAUGUGGUUUCGGUGCUUCUAGAUGCCGGAGCAAACAUUGAUCAACGAGGACCAAACGGAACAACUGCACUGCUUGGCGCUUGCAAGAAUGGUCAUCUCGGCGUUGUUCAGGUUUUAGUCGAGAACGGGGCAGCCACUGACGUCAGAGACGAAGAGGGGAUGGAUUGCAUUGCUACUGCUCGUGCACACGGUCAAGAAGACGUGGUCGACUUCUUGUCGUCGUCGAAAGAGACACCUGUUAGCUGACAAUGUAGUUUAUUUUGAUUCACAGAACCAACUCGUCUCAACGGAGCCAUAGUUCUUAACAUUGCUACCAGGAAGAACCAUCUCUCAGUGGUUGAGCUGUUUCUCAAGCAAUUCGUGGUGGAAAUAUUGAAAUUUCCAUACCAUGUCCUAGAAAAAAAAG
Molecule: messenger RNA, 1027 nt
Organism: Phytophthora nicotianae INRA-310
Lineage: Eukaryota; Oomycota; Peronosporomycetes; Peronosporales; Peronosporaceae
Exons: 1
Coding region: 1-867 (288 amino acids)
Biological process (GO): protein localization to ciliary inversin compartment
Cellular component (GO): ciliary inversin compartment
Molecular function (GO): protein binding
Source: RefSeq, a predicted model, not a curated record